AUGGUAUAUUUGGACAGUAUAUUGGAAUAUUUGCUACAUUAUGAAGCUUUGAAUACGCCUUUACCAUCUUGUAUAUUAGAGGCUAUUAAAAGCAUGAAAGAAAAAUGUAACAAAUAUAUAAAAAAAUUUGAUAAUUUACCUAUGUACAUAUGUACAAUUCUCGAACCUAGAAUAAAAAUAGAGGCGUUGCCUUCCUUUUUAAAGUAUGAAGAUUAUCAUGACAGAUUUAGGCAACAUUAUGAGGCUUUUUAUCCCCAAAUAAAUCAAGUUAACGGAGAAUCUUUGGAAAAAGAUAGACCAAUAUGUUUCACCGAAACAGUUUUACAAAGUCGGCGAACAACAUCGGCAAUAGAGCACACCUCCGAUGAGAUAGCGUUAUAUCUGUCGGAACCGCCUUUGAAAGGGUAUGCAAUAAUUUUAGAUUAUUGGAAGAUUAAUUCUGUUAGAUUUCCUAGACUAUCAUCUAUGGCGAAUGAUUAUUUAAGUGCUCAAGCUUCUUCUGUGCCUAGUGAGCGAGUUUUUUCGCGUUCCCCCUAUACAGCAACGAAAAAAAGAAAUAGAUUGGCUCCUAAUACACUCAGAUGGUGUCUGUGUCUUAAUGCUUGGGAAAAGAUAAUUAAACACAUGUGGGAGUUGGGGGAAUAAAUAUUUAAAUCAACCCAAUGCUAUUAUCAUAUUUCAAUAUUGUCUAAGUUGUAAAUUUAUAUUUUAAACUUUUUUUUUCAUAAUAAAAUAUUUUGCUCAAAAUUGAAUAUAACUUUUUUUUUAUUCACUAGAUA
Messenger RNA from Gordionus sp. m RMFG-2023, 779 nucleotides. RefSeq lists its product as uncharacterized. Gene Ontology annotation, molecular function: protein dimerization activity. The record is from RefSeq and is a predicted model, not a curated record. The coding region runs from base 1 to 645 and encodes 214 amino acids. The transcript is spliced from 4 exons. NCBI's taxonomy places the organism in Eukaryota, Metazoa, Nematomorpha, Gordioida, Chordodea, Parachordodidae.